AUGCUAUUAGAUUCACUAUUAUCGUCUUGUUUAUUACUCUUGGCAUCGGGCUCGUGCGCGUACGUGACAGGAAAGUGGGCAGCCAACAAUGUCAUCAAACACGAGCCGCAAACUAUAUCUGCGUGUAUUGGAGUUGCGGCAAUCAAUUUAAGAUCGCUGCUAAAUCUAUUUUCUCCGUUUAUAUUUCACGCCUCUUACUCUGCUGAUCCUAUUGAGAUACUCAAUGAAGAGAAACAUACGGCAGAGCUGAGAAUCGGUCCGCUUCAUGAAAAAAUAUGUCGAGUUUUCGGUAUGGCCGGAUUAAUUUUUGCCGUGUGCGAUGCUCAUGGAAAUCGCCAAACUGGUAUCUUCAUAAUUAGCACGCUUACUUUGAUCGAGUUUCAUCACGCUUUGUACGAAAGUUAUCCCGGCAAACAAAGAAACAAAUUAUUCCACUUCAUGUGGAUGCUAGCCGCUGGAUUUUACGGGUGGAUAAAAAAUAAUAAAUUAUGCUUCUGGGCUCAUCUACCCUAUGGCAUGUCAUUUUUGUUACUCACACCAGAAAAACAUUAUGCGUGGUCUGUCAACAGAACCGUUAAUAAUUACAUGAUGAUGGUCCACGUAUUUUUAAUGUUAGAAGCCAUACGGGAUGCUCAAAGCAACACUUUGAAGUAA
Messenger RNA from Phymastichus coffea, 654 nucleotides. RefSeq lists its product as uncharacterized. The record is from RefSeq and is a predicted model, not a curated record. The transcript is spliced from 3 exons. Lineage: Eukaryota; Metazoa; Arthropoda; Insecta; Hymenoptera; Eulophidae. Bases 1 to 654 code for a protein of 217 amino acids.